AUGUCAAAUCCAAAGGUUUUCUUUGAUGUUCUUAUUAGCAAGAUGAAAGCUGGUCGUGUUGUUAUGGAGCUCUUUGUUGAUAUCACCUCAAAAACUGGUAGGGAUUUCAUAAGAGGGAAUGGUACUGGAGGAGAAUCAAUCUAUGGCAUGAAGUUUGCAAAUGAAAACUUCAAGCUAAAGCAUAUAGGACAUGUUGUUCUUUCAAUGGCAAAUGCUGGUCCAAACACCAAUGGUUCCCAAUCUUUUAUUUGUAUUGAGAAGACCUCAUGGCUUGAUGGAAUGCAUAUUGUAUUUGGUAAAGUUGAUUAG
This is a messenger RNA of Manihot esculenta (cassava), 309 nucleotides long. Its product is annotated as peptidyl-prolyl cis-trans isomerase CYP19-3-like. Gene Ontology annotation, biological process: protein peptidyl-prolyl isomerization. Bases 1 to 309 code for a protein of 102 amino acids. Gene Ontology annotation, molecular function: peptidyl-prolyl cis-trans isomerase activity. Lineage: Eukaryota; Viridiplantae; Streptophyta; Magnoliopsida; Malpighiales; Euphorbiaceae. The record is from RefSeq and is a predicted model, not a curated record. The transcript is spliced from 2 exons.